Messenger RNA from Cuscuta campestris, 6966 nucleotides. NCBI's taxonomy places the organism in Eukaryota, Viridiplantae, Streptophyta, Magnoliopsida, Solanales, Convolvulaceae. The record is from the annotation of a GenBank genome assembly.
AGCUUCCUUAUCGUCUUCUUCUUUGUUCCUCUCCGCCCUUCAAAAAAAACCCACCAACCCGCUACCGCCAGUCCGUCGUCAUCGGAUUCAACUCCUCCGUGCGCCGGCUAGCUUCUACUAAACCACAACGCCGACACCUCUAAUCCGUGUGCUGUGCAUCCCGCCCCUGCCUGAAAAAUCUCCACUCCGUAGUUGGCACCUUAGUUUUGUUCGUUAAUGGCGGAAUAGAAUCACAAUAAUGUCAAGGGUCACCAAGUGGAAGCUGGAUAAGAAUAAAGUUAAAGUGGUAUUUCGGCUUCAGUUUCAUGCAACACAUAUUCCACAGAAUGGAUGGGACAAGUUAUUUGUAUCAUGUAUCGCAGCGGACACUGGCAAGACAACGGCAAAGACAACGAAAGCAAAUGUGCGAAAUGGAACCUGCAAAUGGGCAGAUCCUAUUUAUGAAACUACCAGGCUUCUCCAAGACGUUAAGAGCAAAGAAUAUGAUGAGAAACUCUACAAACUUGUUGUUGCAAUGGGUUCUUCACGAGCUAGCAUUCUUGGUGAGGCUUCAAUCAACCUUGCCGAACAUGUUGAUACUUCAAAGCCUUCCAUAGUUGCAUUACCUCUUCUUGGUUCUGAUACUGGAACUAUAUUACAUGUCACUGUGCAGUUGCUAACAUCCAAAACAGGAUUCAGAGAAUUUGAGCAGCAAAGGGAACUCAGUGAGAGGGGCUUGCAGGCAGGAGUUGAUAAUAAGCCCGAUUAUAAGGGUCCUGGAAAAGUGUCAGUUUCCAGAGAUGCUGCCCGUGAUGAAAUGGAAAAGGUAACCAGAAAGACUAAAUUUAGACCAGAUGCCAAAGAACUCUCGUCAGUUGAAGAAGUAGAAGAACCUGGAGAUUUGACUGCUGGGUUUGAUGGCUCUUCCAACACAUCGGAAAGCUUCAAUGCCGAGAAAAAUGAUACCUCAAGUGCACAUGAAAUUGAUAGCCUGAAGAGUGAAGCUUUUGGUGACUCAAAUGAACCUCUCCAUUGUCAAAGCCCACAACAAAGACAAACAAAUUCUUAUGAAAGUCAAGCUUUGGCUCAUGGGAGUAAUGACUCAUUUCAUGGGUGGGGUUCAGACUGCUCUAUGGGCAAUGACUUGGCAAUUGCACGUGAUGACAGCAAUCAGAUCAGAGCAAGCUUAGAAUUGGAAGAAUCAAACAUUUUUGAGCUUAAGAUAGAAGUAAGUUCUAUUCAAAGACAAGCCGAUGAAUUAGGCAUUGCAACUGAUAAGUUUGCUCACCUUCUUGCUGCUGAGAUAUCCUCUGGCGAAGAAUUGGCAAAAGAGGUGCAUGUCCUGAAACUUGAAUGUUUGAAGGCCAAGGAUGAUAUUGAAAGACUACAGAAUUUACAAAUAACCCCUCAUUGUACAGAAAAGCAAAAUUGCCCCUUAAUUCAAGAAACUCAAGAUAAAUGGAUAAAAAGAAUUUUACUGCUCGAAGAAAGGUUAACAGACUUCCAAAAAAAGUUGAACCUUGGCUUCCAUGAAAGAGAACACAGGUUUCUCCAGUCUGAAUUCGAGGCCGUGCUUCAGAUUUUGCAUGAUAUAAAGCUAGGGUCAAUGGAUGAAAUAUCCUUGUUAAACAUUGCACCACACAUAAAUGCAGAUGCAAAAGAGUUAAGCAACAGUUGCUUACAAAAAGCACAACACUCUUUGCCAGGACUCGGUUUGGAUUUGGAUUUGUGUCCACCUGAAGAUAUACUUCAUCAAUUUAGCAUGCCUGCCCUAGUUUCUCAAGGACCUAAUUUUGAUCUCAUAAGAGAACUGGAUGAGGCAAAGUUUGAAAGGGAAACCCUUGUUAAGAAAAUGAAUCAGAUGGAGUGCUACUAUGAAGCACUUGUUCAAGAGCUUGAGGAGAAUCAGAAGCAAAUGCUUACUGAGUUGCAGAGUCUUAGGAACGAGCACUCUACGUGCAUGUAUACACUUUCAAUCAAUGAAGCUGAAUUGGACUCCUUACGCCAAGAUAUGCACCUUCAGAUUGCACAACUUGUUGACGAGAAUCACAAUUUAGACGCCAUUAACAAAGAGCUUGGUGAAAGAGCUGCUUCGUCAGAAGCAGCUCUUAGGAGGGCACACAUGAACUAUUCUAUUGCUGUUGAGAAACUACAAAAGGAUCUUGAGCUCCUUUCAUCACAGGUUGUAUCCAUGUUUCAGAGUAAUGAGAACCUUAUCAAACAAGCAUUUCUAGAACCUUCAGUGGCAGACGACCUUGAGUACAUAAAUGGCUUGCAAAACUUAGAACGUUAUGAUGCUACAAAGCAAUUGCAGCUCUACAAUGAACAUUUAAAUUCAAGGAAACAAGCAGCCUGUGGAGAUGUCUUUUUAGAGGACUUGAAGAAGUCACUCUGCUUACAGGAAGCGCUUUAUGUGAAGGUUGAAGAAGACCUUAAUGAAAUGCAUUCUGUUAAUUUCUUCUUGGACAUAUACUCAAAGUCUCUAGUUGAGACCCUGCUGGAAGCAGAUCACAAGUAUGCAUUAAUGAAGAAAUAUAUGAGUGAGCUUGCGCAACAUUUAAAGUUUUCAAAUGAAUGCAAGGAUCAGUUAAUGGCAAAGCUGCAAUAUGCUUUGGAAGAUAUUAGCUUUGUUAAGGAGGAGAAGGUUAGAUGCUUGGACAAAUGCAAUGAACUUGUUCUCCAGAAUCAGACUUUAGUGGAUAAACUGGAAAUGAUUUCAGAGGAGAACUGUCUUCUCACAAAGAAGCUCAUGGAUGGAGAGAGAAUUUCAGCAGAAUAUGGAAAUUGCCUGUUUAAAUAUGAGUCUUGUUUGGAACAGAAUGCAAAGUUGUCGAAUUUACUAGAGCAAGGAAUCCUAGAAAAUGACAAGCUCCAUACUGAAAUAUCUGUUCUAAAGGAGGACCUGAGAUUGGUUGAGUCAGAACGUGACGAGUUGGCUAAGUCAAAGGAAAUCCUUCAGGAAAAUGCCAGCUUUAUGCAAGAUAAGCUGGUUAAUUUGUUGGAAUCCAAUGAUCACCAAUUGAUUGGGACUCAUUUGGGAAGAUCCAAUCAUCUUGACUUGGACUUGAAUAAUCUCAAAGGGCUUUUGGUCCAAGUUGAAGAGAUCCAACAUAAAUCAUUUAGCAAGGUUAUUCAACUCAUGGAAGAGAACAAGCGCAUAGAAAUUGAAAAACAUGAUUCCGAAGCGUCCCUUAGCAGAGCGAGUUCAGAAAUUCUUGCUCUGAAGCAAAGGUUUAAAAUUAAUAUGCAAGAUUUGUCAACUAAAUUAAGCACAUCUAAUGCCCUUGUGGAGAAGCUUCAGCUUGGACUUGAAUCUGUAGCAAAUAAACUUCAAUUCACCGCUGAAAUGGAUGAAAACCAUGCGCUACAGAACAUAGUGUUAGCAGAUCUCUCUUUCAGUAAGGUUGAACUUCAAAGAAAUGAACAUUUCUUUCAAGAUAAAUUGAACCUGGAUUAUGUUGUAGAUGAAAUAGAAAGAAGCAGCUCUACAAUUGCUCGGUUAUUACAAGAGAACUACGACCUCAUGAUGACGUUGCAAAGUAAAACUGAUGAAUCUAUUAAGCUUGCAUAUGAUAUUAGUGGUCUGCAAGAAAACUUGAAGAGUCAAAGCCAUGAAUUGGAUUCUGAGAGAGAUGCCAAGGCUGCACUGUUGGUAAAGGUGCAAGAUCUUGAUUCACAGUUGAAUGAGAAGCAUGCUAUCUUACUAGAUUUGAGGCAGCAUAAUAGUGAGUUAAUGCAAGAGAAUCAUGAUCUCACGACCUCUUUGCAGGGCAAUAUUGAGGAUUCUUUUAGGCUUUCAUCAGAAGCCAGUGAUCUGAAGGAAAAAUUGGCAAACCUUCAUGAUGAGUUGCACUCUGAGAUAAAUGCUAACGCUCUGCUACAGGCUAAGGUGCAUGACCUUAUGCAUACUUUGGAAGAAAAGAAUAAUAGCUUGCACAAUUUAGAGAAGCAUAAUACUGAGGUGGUUCAAGAAAAGCAGGAACUCAUGAUUUCUUUGCAAGGGAAGAUUGAGGAAUCUGUCAAGCUUGAAUCAGAAAUUUGUGAUCUAAAAGAGAAGUUGAAAAGUCUUCACGAUGAAUUGCAAUCGGAAAAAGCUUCUAAGGAAGGUAGGGUGCAAGAUCUUACUAUUGAACUGCAUGAGAAGCAUAACUGCUUGCUUGAACUGGAGAAGUGUAACACGAAGCUAAUACAAGAGAAGCACAAUCUUGUGUUGUCCUUACAGGGUGCAACUGAGGAAUCUGCAAAUCUUGGAUCUGAAAUCAGCCGUCUGAAAGAAGACAUGAGAGCACUGCAUGAUGCAUUGCUCUCUGAGAGAGAUUCUAAGACCAAACUCGAGGAUACUACUCGAGACCUUACCUUUCAGUUAAAUGAGAAGCAUGGGAGUUUAAAUGCAAUGGAGAUGCAAAACAUUCAUCUAAUACAAGAGAGGCAAGAUCUCACAGAUUCAUUAAAGGGUAAAACUGAGGAGUCUGUCAAGCUGUCAUCUGAAAUCAUUAGUUUGAAAGAUAAGUUGAGAAGUCUGUCUGAUGAAUUGGAUUCUCAGAAAGAUUCUAAUGUUGAAUUAGAGGGAAGGGUAAGAGAUCUUACUUCUGAAUUAAAUGUAAAGCAUCUGAAUAUACUUGACUUGGAAAAGCUAAAUACCGAACUGGCUCAUUUUCGAGAGAGGGCAUCAGAGUUAGAAGUGGAGAAAUCCCAACUACAGUAUCAUUUGCUGCAGAGGGAUGAGUGCAUUGAAAAACUUAAGGAAGAUUCAUCUCUUCUUAAUGAAAUGAGAAGUCUUGAACUACACAUGCACGAGUCUUUAAUAGCUUCUGAUGUUAAAUUUGUCUUUGCUGUAAACCAAUAUGGAAGUGUUGUUCAGAAGCUUGAAUUAUCUGAUGGGUGUCUUGGAAACCUUAGGGAGCAAUAUGAUGAUCUUCAAGCAAAACAGAAUCCUGAUUUUGCAAAUGAGGCAAAUCAUUGUGAUGAAAAGUUAAAGUUGCUGUCAUCCCUCGAUACUGUAAGAUCUGAUCUGGAAGCCUCUCUUGCUCAAAACAAGGUUCUUUCAGAUUAUAACAAUGCUUUAGAGUCGAGAGUAAAGGAAUACAAGAAUGAAGUCACAAAUCUAGAAGUUUGUCUUUCAAAGGCUAAACAUAGUCGUGCACUCGAAAUAGGACAUCUCAAAGACUUGCUGACAAUUGCAGAAGAAGAGAUUUGUUGCUUGAUAGUCUCCAAAGAGGAACUGGGGGUAGUGGUGACUGUGCUCAGAAGCAAAUUAGAUGAACAGCUUCCUUAUAUGAGUUUGCUAGAGAAAUACCAAGAUGAGCUGCUGACGUUACAAUCUCAGUUUAAUGAGCUUGAGCACAAGCUCGCUCAGCAAGUUUUGAAGACUGAAGAAUUCAAGAAUUUAUCUCUUCAUUUAAAGGAACAAAAGGAUAAGGCUGAAGCAGAAUGUGUGCUGGCUAGGGAAGAAAAAGAAUCUCAAGGACCACCGGUUCCCAAGCCAGAAUCCUUACGGAUAGCCUUUAUUAAAGAACAAUACGAGACAAAGGUACAAGAACUGAAGCAACAGCUUUCUAUGUCUAAAAGACAUGGAGAAGACAUGCUUUUGAAGCUCCAAGAUGCAAUUGAUGAAAAUGAAGGUAGGAAGAGAUCUGAUGCCUUACACACUAAAAGAAAUGAGGAACUAGCCCUCAAGCUCUCGGCUUUGGAAUCUGAACUACAGUCUGUACUGUAUGAAAAGCGUGAAAUUGCUAAAGCUCAUGAUCGGAUAAAGGCAGAACUGGAUUGUGCACUUCUAAGCUUAGAAUGCUCCAAGGAAGAACAGGAAAAGCUUGAAGCAUCUUUGCAAGAAUAUAAGGGAGAAUACUCUAGACAUGCAAGAGAUGUGUCUACGACAAAACAUCAGCUGGAGAUUUUUAAGUGCCAAAGUACUAGCAAAGAAGUAAAACAUGCAACUGAUGAAUACCCUAAACCUUUGUCCCCAAAUUCCUCACAUCAAGAAUAUUUGGGUUGUCCAGAAAAGUUGGAUGCAUGCUCAACUCCUGCUGGUGAAAGUGAGGAUUUGGCUCUGCUCGACAUUUCACAAACAGCUCAGGUUGUGCUUUCUGUUGAAGGAAAACUGGACACCCAACAUCUGUCUAUUGAAGAACUUCCAUCAACAAGUUAUGAUGUGAAUAACAAUCUGUUUGAAAUUCAAAAUUUGAGGGCUAGCUUGGACCACCUACAUGCAGAGUUGGAAAGGAUGAAAAACGAAAACUCUCUUGUUCCCAAGGAUCAUAAUUUUCACCCAGAUUUUCAGGCUUCCCAGAGAGAACUUGAACAAUUACACAAGACAAACGAAGAUCUUAGAAGCAUGUUUCCACUUUUCAAUGAAAUUACAACCAGCGGCAAUGCAUUGGAAAGGGUCCUUGCACUGGAGGUAGAGCUUGCUGAAGCUUUGAAGCAAAAGAGCGAAUCAAAUAUCAUUCACAGUUCCUUCUUCAAGCGACAUAGUGAUGAAGAAGCCAUCUUCAAGAGCUUUAGAGACAUUAAUGUGGUGAUUAAAGAAAUGUUGGAGCUAAAGGCAAGGCAUGUUGCAAUGGAGAAUGAACUGAAUGACAUGCAUGACAGAUACUCCCAGCUAAGCCUCCAGUUUGCCGAGGUUGAAGGUGAAAGACAGAAACUGAAGAUGACACUCAAGAAUCUUCGCGGGUCUCGGAAACUUUAUCAGCUAAGCCACUCCUCUUCCACCACCAUCCCAGCUGAUAGUUUUUCCUCAUAGUAAAAUCUUACUAUUCAACAGCAUAUAAUGAUAACAAUGAGUCUGCCUCUGAUCGCCAAAAAAUGAAACCUUGAUUUUGUUUUUCAUUCAGCUGAUAUAGGCUCUGUAAAUACCAGUUAGUAUGGAGCAGUGUGGUAGAAUCUAAUUGUAAGCUCUUAUCUGUAAGGUUUAUUAACAGUUUGAUAAAACAUUUGCAACAAUAUUUUAAAAGAAUUUUAGAUUUUCAAUAAGCAAUAUUGUAUAAG